AUGAUUGGCAAAUGGCAUUUGGGUAUCAACGAACUGAACAGUACCGAUGGAGCCCAUUUGCCGUCUCGAAGAGGUUUUGACUUUGUCGGUCUCAAUCUACCGUUCACCAAUACAUGGAUGUGUGAUACUACUCAGAGAUGUUCGUCGUCGUCGCCGACGAAUGUGAGAAAUGACGUCAAUCGGAAACUGGGUGAAGUGUGA
This is a messenger RNA of Cooperia oncophora, 201 nucleotides long. NCBI's taxonomy places the organism in Eukaryota, Metazoa, Nematoda, Chromadorea, Rhabditida, Trichostrongylidae. The record is from the annotation of a GenBank genome assembly.